Colletotrichum paranaense is the source of this 483-nucleotide messenger RNA. RefSeq names its product protein transporter SEC61 subunit beta. The coding region runs from base 1 to 483 and encodes 160 amino acids. Gene Ontology annotation, biological process: post-translational protein targeting to membrane, translocation; SRP-dependent cotranslational protein targeting to membrane, translocation. The transcript is spliced from 4 exons. Gene Ontology annotation, molecular function: guanyl-nucleotide exchange factor activity. NCBI's taxonomy places the organism in Eukaryota, Fungi, Ascomycota, Sordariomycetes, Glomerellales, Glomerellaceae. Gene Ontology annotation, cellular component: membrane; Sec61 translocon complex. The record is from RefSeq and is a predicted model, not a curated record.
AUGGUUAGUUAUUCUUCUUCCGACGGUAAUGGCCAGGCUGGUCCCUCGGAGCUGCCCCUUGCCAAACUGCAUGUCGUGGCUUCACUUUACCACGUCGCACGCGACUCUUUGGGGCAACGAGCACCAGCUGCCAACACUGGAUCUUCCCCUCGACCUUCCUCGCCCGUUAACGGAGCCGGCGCUGCCGCUUCUGGCGCCAGCGUCGCGCGUCCCUCCUCGCCCACUCCCCCCGGCGGUCCCAGAACCGCCAUCCGUCGCCGCGCGGCUGCCGACCAGAAGGAAAAGAUUGCGAAUGCGCGGCCGAACAGCACGAGAGCUGCCGGUGCUGGCGGUAGCAGCAGCACCAUGCUGAGACUCUACACCGAUGAGUCUCCCGGUCUCAAGGUCGACCCCGUCGUUGUUCUCGUUCUUUCCCUUGUUUUCAUUUUCAGCGUUGUCGCCCUUCACAUCAUUGCCAAGCUCACCCGCAAGUUCUCCUCUUAA